Loa loa (African eye worm) is the source of this 412-nucleotide messenger RNA. RefSeq lists its product as hypothetical. The record is from RefSeq and is a predicted model, not a curated record. Lineage: Eukaryota; Metazoa; Nematoda; Chromadorea; Rhabditida; Onchocercidae. The annotation marks the transcript as partial. Gene Ontology annotation, molecular function: GTP binding; GTPase activity. Gene Ontology annotation, cellular component: cytoplasm; microtubule cytoskeleton. The transcript is spliced from 3 exons. Gene Ontology annotation, biological process: cilium assembly.
GGAACUCUUUGAACUUUUGGACGAAGAGAAACUGAAAAAUGUCCCAUUAUUGGUUUAUGCUAAUAAACAGGAUUUGGUGACAGCAGCUAGAGCAAAUGAAAUAGCGGAGGGUUUACAGCUGUUAUCAAUCCGUGACCGAUCUUGGCAGAUUCAAGCAUGUUCUGCUGUUACUGGUGAAGGUAUCAAGGACGGAAUGGAUUGGAUUUCGAAAAACUUACGACAACAACAGAAAAAGUUGAAAUAGCCAACAGUAUUUAGGAAUUCUAUGAAAUCUCGAAUUUUAGUCUGAUCAAAAAUGAGAAAAAGCUAAUAAUGCAUUGAAUUGCCAAAUGAUUUUAUUGUUGUAAGUGAGAUCGCUACUGAAUUUGGAACAUUUUUGGUCAAAACACAGGUCAGAAGAAUACUAUCUGAA